AAAUUAUUAUGCAGCGAGCCGCCAUCUUUUAGCCUUGGAUGCGGCCGUGUCAACCGAAUCGCUCCUUUUCUCACAUCGCAGAGGAUCUGUUUUUUUUCGGAUUAACCACGGAAUAACUGUGAAGAAACAUAAAAAUUCUCCCUGAACUUUUAUCAUACCGGUCUUUUGGGGGUUUUCCUUGUGUCUCUGUGGAUUUAUCGUCGUAGAAGGUGUCCCUGCGUCGUCGUAAACGCCUCGAAAUAUCAAUGACUAAUUGACCACAGCGGAGCAAUUCAUGUUGCCGCAACAAAUAUAGGCAUUAAUCGAAAAGAUGACAUCUGCGAGCUAGCACCACGACACCUUAGGAAUCUAGUUUACUCUAAAACAACCAGCAUCACCUUGACAACAAAAUGGAGGCUCCACCACGUUUCCCACAGAAGCCGGCGCCAGGGCCAGUAUCACCCAAACUGGAUGUGCCAAAAGCGCCAAUGUUGGAGAGCCUGCCAAAGAAGACGAAGACCCGAGAUUGCUUCGACCAGUUGUUCACCUACGUCAACUAUGACCUGUUCAUAGCCAAAGCCUUCUACUUCUUUUUCUUCUCGGCAUUUGGGUCCCUCUUCCCACUAAUGGCCGUUUAUUUCAAACAACUUGGUAUGAAUGCAACACAGAGCGGUUUUCUUCUAGGAUUCAGACCCUUCGUGGAGUUUUGCAGUGCUCCUUUUUGGGGAAGCAUCGCGGAUAAAUUCAAAAAGGCAAAACUGUUACUGCUCUUUUCUCUGUUCUGCUGGGUAGUGUUCACCCUAGCAUUAGCCUUCAUUCAACCACCAGCUCACUCAUGUAUAGUCUUGCACAACUCUACUCAUAUGUUGCUUGAGGCACCAAGGUUCAAGCGGAGCAUCACUAUGCCAGACUCUUUCCCCGAUAACGGCGGGAAUUCCCCGUGGGAAGAAGUCCAUGAAGUAAUCGUGGAUAACCUAAGUGAGGAAGACUUACGUCGUUUAAAAAGAGACAUCAAAAAGCGACCACCAAAAGGUGGUAUCGGCCAGUCUCCAUACAUCAUAGAGGACGACUACGUGGCGAAUAAAAAAGCCGGGGAAACCGAAGGGCUCGUAAGUCCUCCUUUCAGUAAUAUUGUUUAUGAGAGAAAGUCGGUCACAGAAGUGUUCUUUCUUCUCCUGCUGCUGAUCGUCAUUGGGGAAUUCUUCAGUGCCCCCGCCAUAACUUUAGCGGACGCCGCCGUCUUGGGUUAUCUUGGAGACGACGUAGAGAACUACGGCAAACAACGUCUGUUUGGCUCUCUCGGCUGGGGCCUGUCCAUGUUCUUUGUCGGUGUUGCUCUAGAUCACUCGACCACCUUUCCGGAUCAUCCCUGCCCCACACAAGAAGUAGGCGAGAAAAACUACACAAUCUGUUUCGCAGUUUUCGUGGUCCUCAUGUGUUUUGCCUGGCUGGCGGCUACACAGUUCAAUUUUAUGUACGAACUGAACGCGGGCGAGACGAUCCCACUGAGCGACAUCACGAGAAGGAUCAAGGAACGUCUGCUCGGAUUGCCUGGAAUGCCCCGGAAAAAGUUCCAAAACCCAGAAGACGAGGACGAGCUUUUUGAUCAGUCAUACAAGAAGGUCAACGGCGAGCCCGUUGGGACAAGCCCUGUGCCCCUAACUGGACCAAAACCGAUUCAACAAGACUCCAUAACAAUAGACGCAAAUGAUCGUCUGCAAAUCUCCCUGUCCGAGAAUGACCGGAACAUGGUGGCAGACGCUGUCCAAAACAAACCAGCGCCACCGUCGCCGGCAAAGGAAACAAAACAGAAUUGGAUUACAGUGUUGAAAUUGUUCGGGACAGUUCGAUAUGUUUCGUUCCUCUACGUCACGUGGUUUAUGGGGUUCGGGAUUGGCCUGAUCUUCACGUUCCUGUUCUGGCAUCUUCAGGACCUUGGCGGAUCACCGACUCUUUUCGGUAUUGCCUCCGUCAUCAAUCAUAUAUCAGAGAUCGUGGCCUACUUCUUCAGCAACAGACUCAUUGGCUAUAUUGGGUCAGUUAAGAUUCUAGGACGUCAAUGCGGUCACGUGAAGGUGCUGUACCUCGGCCUUGCGGGAAAUGUUGCCCGAUUCCUCUACAUCUCCUGGCUGAAGAAUCCAUGGUGGGUGCUACCAUUUGAGUUCGUACAAGGUUUAACCCAUGCUGCAGUGUGGGCAGCGUGCUGUUCGUAUAUCACCCAAGCUAUCCCCAAUCACCUGAGGUCCUCGGCCCAAGGGGUACUACAGGGCAUCCAUCACGGACUUGGUAGGGGAUGCGGCGCAAUAUUAGGCGGUGUUUUUGUGUAUUAUUUUGGUUCCGAGCUCACAUUCCGCGGCUAUGGCUUCGCCUCUCUCAUCAUCCUGGCCCUGUUCGUUGGCGUGAACUACUUCAUCAAGGAAACAUCCCAGGAGGCCGUGGACAUCCAUGAACCCAAGGAAUACCUGGAGGAGACUUCUCAUCUUGCGCCAUGUGGCGUGCCCAUGAAUCCCAUGUCACGGAACCUGUCAAGCUCCAAGCUGUCGGAAUACGCCAAUGAAGCACCUCAGUAUGGCUCCACGGAUGCAAAAGGAUUGCUCAGCCCGACAGGUGGUGCUGAUCCAAGCUUUAGGCCUCAAGGUCAGCAUAAAGUCGCCGAGUUACCCCCGACCAAGAUGGACUCGUAUGGCUAUGAUCAACCAGCAUCUACUAAGCCAGUCGCCCCAAUGCAAGCGGCUGUGCGCUCAGAACAGAGAGGACCCGUAGCAUCGCAGCGUUCCGUUGACAAGCCAUCACGACCCCCGCCACCACGACAGGAGAGUCUGCAACAAAGGGGUUAUGUUCGAUCUGACACCGGAACUGGUAGUUACCAAGGUUAUGGUCGUCAGGGAUCACAUGACAGCCAAGGGAGCAGACGGGAUUCCUACGAGCCACCGCAAGAGGUUGGCUAUGAACAAGAAGACUUCAAAAAGGUCGACUCGUACGGCGCUGCGAGGGGCAAAGGCCAUAGGGGAAGCCGACAACAGCCUAGUUACGGACAACGUGAACAGGACCCGUACACCCAGGCUGCCCGUACUGACCAAGGUCAAGGUCAACAGGAUCAAGGGUACCGACGACAGGACAGUUAUGGCCGCCGCGAUGUCCCCAAGACGAGACCAAGGAGAGACAGUUCAGGUCGGGACCAAGAUGGUUACGGCGAUUAUUGAAUGCGGCAAACAUGCAACUGACCAAAUAAAAGUUUGAUGGACUUUCCUGGAGUUGGACUCAUGAUCCGGUGUUCCAGGCGUUAAAUGCAUGUCAAUAAUGCUGCAAUCUAUUGACGAGUGUGGGGGGCGAGUCAACUUUCCCACCAUGCUAGUAUGGACGAGGAUGUGAUCACCUAUUCUUGUCACAGGCCGGAGAUACCUGACAUGAUCGACUAUUUCUGUCGCAUGCAGUCAUGGGUCAUGGGUAACACCAUUUAUAUGCCCGAUAAAGGAUACCAUUGCAGAAUGAUAGAAAUUAGAAUAAUGGCAUUUCAGAGCAACACAAUCAAAAUAAUCGUAGAAUGAGAAGACAGUAGUUGUGGUAGUGUACACGUAUUCGUAGUUGUGUCCGACAGCCUUAUUUUGGAUCGAUUGGUCGCAUUACGCGUGCCAUCGAUGAACUCGCCUGGUUUGAUGAGACAGCAAGUCGUCGUUUACUUCUAAGUACGUUGACAAGUUCCGUAAAGGUAGCACCCCGUGUUGACAUAUGACUCAGUGUGCGAAUAUGUUGAUGGGAGAUAGAUGCUAUGUUAUGUAUGAAAUUUUG
Messenger RNA from Lineus longissimus, 3768 nucleotides. Its product is annotated as major facilitator superfamily domain-containing protein 6-A-like. The coding region runs from base 390 to 3182 and encodes 930 amino acids. NCBI's taxonomy places the organism in Eukaryota, Metazoa, Nemertea, Pilidiophora, Heteronemertea, Lineidae. The transcript has 9 exons. The record is from RefSeq and is a predicted model, not a curated record. Gene Ontology annotation, cellular component: membrane.